UCAAGGCUAGGCUAGCUACUAGCUAGGAAGUGGGCUGAGGCGGUGUGAGACACUCCUGGCUCCUGGCCUCCUUUAUCAACACAGGGUGAGGUGUAUCCGCUGAUCAGUCGCACCCGGCUUUCUCAAGAGUAGGAGUUCGACACACUUGUUGAAUACGGGAACAGUGGAUUUAUUAUUUUGGAACCUACUGCGGAGAUUUCCUGUCAUCAUGGGUGCUAGUAUUACAAGAACCGAUUUUGAGUGGUCUUAUACUGAGGAACCGCACGCUUCCCGAAGGAAGGAGAUGUUGGCUAAAUAUCCAGAGAUGAAAAAGCUGAUGGGCUCAGAUCCACGUUUCAAGUACAUUGUCACUGCCAUGGUCAUACUUCAGUUGCUUGUGUGCUAUGCCAUGAAGGAUCAGUCUUGGAUCACUGUGCUUGCUUUUGCAUACAUAUUUGGUGGAACUAUUAAUCAUUCACUCACUUUGGCAAUUCAUGAAAUUGCCCACAAUUUGGCUUUUGGACAUGGAAGGCCUCUGACCAACAGGUUUUUUGGAUUCUUUGUAAACCUUCCGAUUGGUGUCCCAAUGUCGAUAUCUUUUAAAAAGUAUCAUCUGGAUCACCAUCGUUACCAAGGUGAUGAAGAAAAAGAUGUGGACAUUCCUUCAUACAUGGAGACCAAGUUGUUUACUCGGACCCUAUAUAAGUUCGUUUGGGUGUGCCUGCAGCCGUGGUUCUACUCAAUACGGCCCUUCUUCAUCAAUCCAAAACCACUUGGUGCACUGGAGGCCUUUAAUAUUGUCCUUCAGUUUGCAUUUGAUUACUUGUUGUGGUACAACUGGGGAAUCAAAGCUCUGGCGUACUUGGUAGUUGGCAGCUUCAUGGCCACAAGUCUUCAUCCAAUGGCUGGCCAUUUCAUCUCGGAGCAUUACAUGUUUGUGAAAGGAUACGAGACAUAUUCGUACUACGGCCCCCUCAACUGGUUGACCUGGAAUGUAGGUUACCACAAUGAGCACCACGAUUUCCCCAGCAUUCCAGGCUCAAGGCUGCCCCAGGUUCGUGAGAUUGCCCCGGAGUAUUAUGAUAAUUUGCCAUGCCAUCAUUCAUGGGUGAAGGUCAUCUGGGACUUCAUCUUGGAUCCCGAGAUUGGCCCAUACUCCAGAGUAAAACGUCCAAGCGACAAGAAAAUGAAUGGGAAUGGUGCCACGCACAAAGAGAAUGGCUUCAGCUCCACCAAGGAGAACGGAGGUACCCAUCAGAAUGGUGUCAAGGCUGCAAAUGGCAAAUGUCAUGAUUAAGUAGUGUAGAUUUGACUUUGAUUUGUAUGUUUCAUUGUUUUGUGCAGAGUGGCUGUCAAUCUUGAGCAAAAUCAAAAUGCCGUUAUGUCUCUAGCUAUGUUAAAAGGUAUGUUGCUGUUCUGAACUGUUGAUGGCUUAAAUAUUGCAAGUUGUUAUGGAAUGUGCUCUGCUAGAGGUGUGUUCUAUUUUUUACUUCUUUCAUUUUUCAUGACCAAGUACAUUUUAUCUUUGACAAAUUAUAUGCUGUUUGUGAAAUAAAUGAGGUCAGUGUCACCACAAGUUUUUGAUUUAGGAUUUAGUGGUGGUGCUGUCUUCGUUGUUAAAAAAUGUGGAAGCUUUACUUGCAUAGUUUACUCAAGGUUGUAUAAGAAAGUACCAGAAAGGCCUUCCUUUACAACCAAAAAGGAAGUAAAACAAACAAUAGAUAGACAAUAGUGGCAUUGGUUUUGAAAGUACUCUUCAGCAGUGGUCAAAUAUUACCCAAAGGUAAAUAACUGUCAAAGAUCAUGACACCCAUUAAAAGCCUUGCCAUUCUGGGCCUCCGUUGCAAACAUUGGGACUGUUUUCAGAUAAAUAUAUAUCCAUUAUAACCUCUAUACACAAAUUGUCCGUCCUUUGAUGUAUAGAGGCCAUGCUCUGGUCUUAGUGUAAAUGCUAUGUUGACGUGAGAUAUGAGUCAUCGGCAAACAUAUUUUAAAGAAAAUAUAAGUUCCCAUUGUUAGUAUCUGGCGCUGCCUUCUGUGUUCAACUUCUCCUUUCUUUGUUAACUAUUCUUAUUCAAAACUGUUGACCUUUAUGGGUGUUGAGAAAAUUGUUUUGCUUGCAAAUGACAGCCACUCUGUAAAGGAGGAAACAUUUUAUUGCUGUUUGCUAAUCAAAUCGAGCAUUUAGCAGUUGUAUUCUAAUGUCCUCUAAAUUCUUGGGGGUUCUUAAGUUAUUCAGUUUUUGGGUAACAUUAUGGAAUCCCUUUAAAGGAAAAUGUUAUGCCUGCAUCAGAUUGGUUUUUAUGAAUGCUUUGUAUUCUGUGAAAUCAUUGCUUGUUGUUGUUUUGGGUUUUUUUAUUUGUUUUUCUUUAGUUAUUAUUUCGAUUCUUCUUUUUUAAACAUCUGACUUAAAAGGUUUGACAGAUCUGUGGCUCUCCAGCCUCUGUUGAGUUUGUUGACUGGCAAAACUAGUCCUACUAUUUAAACUUAGGAGAAAACAGAUGUGAUAGAUACCACAAGGAAGAGUCAAGAGAAAGAUUGUUUUGUAGAGAUAUCUUUUCCUUAUGCCUCAUGGGCCUCCAAUGUUUGGGCUUUGUGGUGUGUGAGAGAAAAAGAGAUUGUAUGGACAAGAUUGCAUUGGCUUGUCCUGUGAGAAAUGUGGGCUUGCAAAUAGAUUUAAUUGGGUUGGGUUUUUUUUAUUGUCUCAGCUCACAAAGAAAACUAUAUAUUGCUAUUGUGCACUGCAUGUUAGAUACAUUGAAAUAGGCUGUAAAAAAAGAAGAGUCAUUCUUUUAGCAACAACAAAAAAGUGCACUAAAAGCAGUCUGAGAUAAAUGUCACAACUUAACAAUUAUCUUGCUUUUCCUUUUGUAAAAAGAAAAUAAUAUUACUGAGGGUUUUUUGGGGUCAUGUAAUUCACUUUUGAGGUGUGUCUUUACCCGUCAGAUGAAGUAGUGCCAUCUUUGUUCGGGGUCAAUUUUGUACAGCUGACUGAUUUAAAGUGUAAAUUCAAGUGAAGGCAAGCAAUGAGAUAUGAGUGAAGGCUAUACUGAUGCUCACGUUAUGUGGACUUCUGUAACUCUUAGAAACUUAUAUAUAUGGCUUCGGUCUCUGGACAAUACAGAGACAUGAUAGCAGGAAUAAGAAUGUGUUGAACUCUGUUCCUGAAAAGAGUUCAAGAGACUGUUUUACAAUGAAAUUUACCUUCUGUGCAUUUGUUGACAUGAUUUUGGAUUCCUUUUUGAGGGAGUCAGAUUGCUGGUGUUUCAUAAUUAUGUUUGCAUAUUUCAUUGGGUUUGUUUUUUCUCUUCAUAAAUAUGUGUUAGUUUUAAGUUUAGUUUGCACUCUUUAACUUUCCUUUGAAAAUGAGUUUUACUUUGGCCUGCCUAAAGACUACUAUUGACCUCUCUCUUUACUUUGUUUAAAACACGUCUUUAGCUCAAAAUUGCUGAUUUGAAAAAUGAAGUCUGUUGUUCCGUUGAAGAUUUAUAUUGUCACGUUGGUUGUUCUCUGCAUGGAAAUAAUAUAUUACAUUUCUGUGCUUCUUUCCGGUUUGUUAACUACAUUGUACUUACUUAGGAUGUCUUUUACUGAAUUGGACAGUAGCAGGGAGGUAGUGCUAGUGUAAUAGAAAUACAAAGAAAAUAUGAUAAAAUGGGUUUUAAUGUUCUGCCAUAUAGUAAAAGAAUAAUAUUUUGAAUACUCACCGUUGUGAGGUUUCAUCUCUGUAGGUUCUUUGAAUGAGAUUUGUGCAUUUCAAAAAGUAGUCAUAAAUCCAAAUUUGUAUUUUUACUUAUAAAUUAAUUAGUAUUCUGAGCCAAUCUUUAAUCUCUGCGCCAGUAGUUGUCUUCCUCCUGUCCUUUUUUCAAGUUUGUUCACAGCACAAGCAUUUGUUGGCAGAGCCUAAAAGUCUUUGUCGAUAUACACAUAAUCUGUUCUCCAUCAUUUCCAAAUGUUUUUCUGUUUCUUGGCCAGUCUUUGUAUCUUCAUAUUGUUAUGAAUCUAAUCUUUGAAAUUGUUUCAUAAGUGUCAACAUUUGAUCCCAGUCUUUUCUUUUUUCCUUUACUAAUUGUUUGAGUGUUGGUGGUGGGUAUUUUUUUAAAAGUGUUUGUACGACAGUUGUACAUGUGUUUCUAGAACUGUAUUAAUAUUGUCAUGAGCACCAAAAAAAAAAACCGUAAACCCAUAAACUUCUGGUGCACUCAUGCUCAGAUCAUAUAUUUUUUUUCUGAUCAGAUUCUGUGAUGUGGUAAAAGAUAUACGGUUAAUUAAUGCCCUUUUUUCUAAUGACUUCUGGUCCAUAGGACACGAUGCUUGUCCAGUGUAGCUCUGUUGAAUUUUUUUCUAGGUAGCGUUAUCACAUACCUGUCCAACUCACUGUCUCUAAGUGUUGUGAGUUUUGGGUUUGGGUCUUUAGUUUUAUAUUUAAGAUUUACUGCACAAUUUUCUAACAAUACUUAUUAUGAUUAAUGAAGGAGCACAGAAAGCUUUUUACACAUUCUAUAAAAAGUCACAAAUCUUCUUUACAAACUUGCUUUUAAAGGGACAGCAAGGGUUUGCUUAUAUUGGGAGCCAACAUGUGAAGUUCAGAAUCUCUAGUUCUGUUUCAGUGCUUCAGUAUCAACUGUUUAUGGCCUGUCUCUUGACUGAUCAUUGCUCUCCUCAAGCUCUCUGGCUUGAUGAUACUCUAUGACAUCUGCAUUUGAAUUGCUUUGCCCAUGAUGGAUUCAAGCAAAUUUCGCAUCAGUCUGAAAAGCAUUUUAUCAACGUGAGCUAGGAUGUUAACUCACUGCACACAAGCUAUAUCUCUUAUUGCUAUCCCUUGUGUACUCAUAAUUUCAAUGUGUAUUUGUAAUAAUCACUGUGUCUGGACUAAUUGACAUUGAGUCAAGAAAAAAGUGAAAUGUUGCAAUAAUAUUGCAGCUGUUCUUAUUAAUUCUGAACUCGGAAACUGUUGGUGCUUUUUGUAAGGUUGAAACAACUUUGACAGCAACACAUGCGGCAUGUGUUGGCAAUGAAAUGAGUUAAAUGUUUGCUGAAUUGAAUUUUUUUUUUUUUUCUUUGGAACUAGUUUACUCUUAAGUCAAUUGAAGUUUUGCAAAUCAAGCAUUAAUUUUUAAAAGGCACAUUGUGAGAAUGUUAUGUCCAUAAUGUUCAAUAAAACUGGGCUAAUUAUAAUCGUACCUUAAUUGAACAGUUUGGUAGUGCCGUGUAAUGACUUAAUGAUAGGUUUAAUGGAAACACAUAAACGAAAAUACAUACUUUAGUUUUGUGUUCUAACAAAAGUGAAAUUUCAGGUCUUAGAUCUGUAGUGGUUUAUUGUCUUGGGCUUGUUAAAAAAAUGUGUUCAAUUGAAUUUACAAACCCCGUCUCCCUCCAAAACACAUUGCACACUCAAACAAACACUUUUUAAAAAUUCUGAUGUUGUCAUGUAUGUUUCUCAUACUCUCUUUGUACAUAAGUACUUUCUAUGUUUUAUGUUGUCGCCUACGCAAGAAAAUGAAUGCUAGUGUUUUGAACAACUGAGGAGAUAAUGUUUUGUAAUCAUAUUGAAUAGAUGAUGAAAAGCCUUAUCGGGUUGAUAAAAUAUAUACACUCUUGUAUUAUACUAUCAGUGACUUUGUCUCCCUAAAUUUCUCUGAAAAGAAAUGCUCAGGAGAGCUUGGGACUUCCCCUUUCUUGUUUUGGUGUGUUGGUAGUAUUUUUUUUGUUGGGACAUCAAAUGUGUAUAUAUAUAUGUAUAUAUAUAAUGGAAUAUAAUACAACAGUUUAACAUUUAACACUGGAAACUUGAAUCAUUCCAUGAUAGGAAAUUUUCCCCCCUUGGAUGGUUUAUUGAGGGUCAGAAAGGGGAGAGUAUGUCUCCCCAAGUUUGAAGUUUUUAAAAGUUCCUGUCUUUUUUUAAGGACAUGCCAGUUGUUAUUUAUAUUGUUUUCUCUGAGGUGUGUCUCGUCUCCCCUCUAAGUCAGUUAGUUUGAACCAGGAUCUGAAGCCAGUGGCUGAAGAAGGUAGAAAUACACCACAACUAUCUUUAUGUUCAGUCCAGUCAUGUAUAUAUACACUUAUGAUUUAUAGCCAUACAGUUGUUGCAAUCUGUCAGCACUUCACGCAGUUGAAAAUGAUGCUGUUAACAAUUUUGUUUAAAGUUGCAUUAUACAUCGUUGUUUGUGUUAUUGGUGUGGUGCUUGAACCUUUUCUGCUUUGGUGCUGCAUUACGAUUGAAUGAACUGAGUGCAGCACACUAGUUGAUGUUGAUUGCUUGUAUUUAUUUUAUCCCUUACUCAUACACAUACUGAAUACUGAAAAUAAGUUCAGAGGUCACAGUGCUAUGUGAGACUGGCACAGGUAUUGUGGGCCAUCUUGCAAGUGUUGGGCUGACUGGGCUGGAGGGUUUAUGGGACUUAAUUUAUCAUAUCAAUUUUUUUCAGUUUGGAUAGAUGUGAUGUGUCAUGUUUUACUUGGGUGGUGGAUCUGGUGCUGUGCGUAGUAAUAUGUGUUUUCUCUGUGCUCUCUUAUCCUUAAAUGUUGUUAUCGGCUACCAUGGGGUUUUAGUUUUUGUUUUCGGUUAUGUAGUCCUCUGAAAAGUUUCCCAGUUAUUUUUAUUUUCCCGUAAACUUUUGAGUUCCAGUUGCCUAGCGUUUGCAUACAUAUAUACCAAGAAGAUGUAGUUGUUCUUUUAGAAAUUCCACUGUACUUAUACACACUUUGAGUGCUUGUUCUAUUUAGCUUUCACAAAUCUAUUUCUUUUCAGAUGAAUUUUUAUAAAGUACGCUCAUGUACCCCCAUUUUUUUUUCUCUUUCUGUAUUUAACACCCUGUUCCCAUGGAAACAGCAUUGAAUUGCAUUUUGUGAAAAAGACUGUGUUCACUCUUACUUCAAAUAUGUGGAGAUAAAAACAAAAUUCGGUCUCAUUCAGUGUUACAAACUGCAUGUGCUCAAUUGGUAUUAUGAUGGACUGCACUAGGGGCCCUCUUCUUUGAGUCUUCAGUGGGGGGGGUUUUAGGGCUUGUUUAUUUGGAUAAUUGUUGUGACUGGCCCCGUUAGCUGCAUCCUAUAGGAAGGGAAGGAAAUAAUCAAAGGUUCUGUCUCCUGUUUGACCUUACUGAAUGAGGAGGGAGGGGUGGGGGAUAAUUGUACCUUUGCGGUUCAAUGAUCCACGUCAUAUAAAUAUGUAAAUAGGUAGUCAAUGAAGUCAUAUAAAUGUACACUCACAUAUAUAUAUAUAUAUAUAUUCCCUUGAAAGUGUACUGGAGCUAUUAUGCAUUUCUAGGCGGACCUUGUGAUAUAUUUAGUUUGAAACUAGUCAUUUCAACAAAUUGAGUACAUGUUGUUAAAUUGAAUAUGCUCGUUUGCAGCUCGCUCAAUCCUGCCACGCACCGUUAAGUGUUUGUGAGUCUGUCAAAGUACAUUCGGUUCAGUACACGGAAGCCUUGACAUAAUAUGCUAACUGGGAAUAGCAUGAGUUGUCUUCAUGUCUGUCUUUCAUGACUUACCUAAGAAGCAUAUUGGCACUUACUUCCGCAUUUUGAAAGUCUUUUUUCUUUUAAAAUGUAAUGCAGUAAAAUUUGAAAAGCCUUAAUUGAAAUGCCAAAAGAAAGAUGCGCUAAAAAUACCCAGUGGAGAACAAAUGAGAUUAAAAUAUAGUUAUAGUGUAUUGUGUUUUGUCCUCAUUCUGGGUGUCUUUAUUUAUUUUUGGUUUUGUUUUAACCGGAACUCGCCUUCUUCUCAGUAACUCUGUAGAGUGGCUGGAGAUGGUGGUGUGGUAGGAUUGAGAUUUCACUUCUUGAGACAGCAAUCAAGUGAAUAUUUUGAGUGUACUUUGGAUGGCAGUUUGUCGUUUAUUUUUCAGACCAACACAGAAGGAUUGGUUUAUAUCAGGGAGAGCCAUUCUCUGGGAUUUUCUCAAUUUAUUAUUAUUUUUUGAACAAUUAAGUUCAACAAAUAUUGUACAUUAAUGAAAAAUUUAAGUAAGCAAUGCACUUAUUCUUUGCAACUGGUGUGGAUACUUGCUUUAAAAAAAAAAUUAAACCAAUAAUAGAGUUGUUCGUGUCAAAGGUUAUGUCCAUGGAAGGAUUGGGAUCAUACUCUUUUGUUCUAAAGUGAUAUGCACCUCUUGACUUGUACAGCUGUUGUUUGUUUUUUUUACUAUUGUUGCAUGGAUAUGGUUAUCUCUGUGUUAUUCCGUGAAAAUACUCAUGAUGUGGGACGGUUUGUUUGUGUCAUGUUGGAUUAAAAGACGAUUGUGACUCACUCCAAAAGUAUUAUUUCAAAGACCAUCGAUGAAAGGUACACAGGUGGUUGGAAGGUGCCGCUGGUAGGUCCUACUUCUUUUCUUUCCCUCUUAUGUUUCUGUCUAUCUGUCUUAACUUUUCCAUUUUUUCCGUGCACAAAAUGACAUUCAUGUUGUGGAUGUGCUUCUUUUUACUAAGCAAACAAAAGUAUGAGAGGUACAUUUUUUUGUGUUAUUGAAUGGUGUUCCCUUUUUCAUCAAGCAUUAUGGACUUUUUUAAAAGUUAGUUUCACAUACUUGAGAGUUUGAAAUUGUAUUACUUUCAACAUUUUAUAAGACAUAUUAAGAGGACAUUUUAUGUUGGAAACCUUGCCUCAAUAUGUGUGUGGCAACAACACAGGUGAGUCACAUGUUGCAUUUUGACAAUAAAACACUUGGGGUAGACCAAUCAAGUUAAUUUAUAUAAUUCCAAAGUCUCUUGAAGAUGAAGAGUUAAAAACAGUUUUACAAAAACCAAAGGUUAUUUCCCCGAUAUCUCGAAUCAGUCAAGUGUGAUAAGUGACUUCUUUUGUCAAAUAUGUACACAUUUGUUCCCUCGUCUCUUUCACCAAUUGUUGUCAGUAUUGUAUUGAUGGUUGAAUGACAUUCAUGCCUGGUAGCUGUCAUGUGUUACUUUUUCAAACUCAGCUCAAAGUAAGAAAUUGACGCUUGUUUGAUUGUUGUUCUAUCUGUUCUUCUUUACAGCAUAUUUCAUCCAAGUGUGUGUGUAUUUCUCUCUCUCUCUCUCUCUCUCUCUCUCUCUCUCUCUCUCUCUCUCUCUCUGUGUCUCACUUUCUCUCUCCCCUCUACUCUUUCUCAGGCUCAAUGCAUUCGUUUAUAUUUUAAAUGUGUCUCUGUUUCCCUCUCUCUUUCUCUGUCUCUCUAUCUAUUCUUUUAUGUGAUAGUUUCUUUGUGCUGUGCUAUCAGUUUGUGUAUCGAGAAAUUUUUAAGUAUUUAAUUUAGAGUACUCUGGAUUUUGCUAAACUGAAUCCGGGUAAUGAAAUGGUGAAGAUACCGGUUUUGUAUCCCCUGAACUUGUUUAGAAGAUGGGUUGCCUCACGGGGGAAUAUAAAUUGUUUCUGUUAGUUGAAUUGAUGCUUUUAAUGUGUCUCAACAGUCUCUUCCAAAGACGGUUUAAGCCAUGUCCUGAAUUAUGAAUCAACCCUUGUUGCCUCUUUGUAUCUGUAUGCCUCGUGGAAUGAUGCAGUCAUGUGUAAUAUUACGUGCUGUUAUUAUUAUGUUGUAUUUCUACUCUUCUUAUGACUAACUUGCUAUUGACGUGUCUCCUGGUGGAGGGUGCAUUGCAUGCUGCUCCCCGUUGUAUUCGCGAUAUACUUAAAUGUGUGCAUGGAGUUACCCAGGCAAUAAAUUAAGCUGAAAUUCUUUU
Molecule: messenger RNA, 9635 nt
Organism: Aplysia californica (California sea hare)
Lineage: Eukaryota; Metazoa; Mollusca; Gastropoda; Aplysiida; Aplysiidae
Product: sphingolipid delta(4)-desaturase DES1
Exons: 3
Coding region: 209-1276 (355 amino acids)
Biological process (GO): ceramide biosynthetic process
Cellular component (GO): membrane
Molecular function (GO): sphingolipid delta-4 desaturase activity
Source: RefSeq, a predicted model, not a curated record